Babesia sp. Xinjiang is the source of this 582-nucleotide messenger RNA. RefSeq lists its product as uncharacterized. The coding region runs from base 1 to 582 and encodes 193 amino acids. The record is from RefSeq and is a predicted model, not a curated record. Lineage: Eukaryota; Apicomplexa; Aconoidasida; Piroplasmida; Babesiidae. The transcript has 3 exons.
AUGUUCAAUGAACUGGAAUAUGUAUGGAUGGCCCUUUUUGGUGACUGUGUAGUCCCAGAGCUCCGACACAAUGAACACAUUUUGAACUCGUCAAUUGCAGCCGAGUUUUCGUCGAUUGAACGUGACGGAAUCGGGACAAGAAAUGAUGAAGCAAAACUUUACAGUCUAAAGAAGGUGUUACAGGUCAUUCUGGACAACGCUGACUCGGAACUGACCGAGGUGGCAGUGGAGGCUGUUUUCAGAGCAAGAGAAGAACUUGUGAACGUGUUCAAAAAUGUCUCACAAACUCAAGGAUUUAGUGAAAUGCUUAAAGAUGCUAUAAAAUUGAUCAUUAUAGACGCACUCAAUCGCAAAGUCAAGGAGCGCAACCCAGAAUUCACGACGGCUACAACCGACCUCAGCAACGUAAAAGCUGCAAGGGGAUAUUUCGAGAAGUCAGCUCAGCUCAAAGACCUCUUGAGAGAUAUCAAACGGCUGGACGAAAACAUAGAAGGGACACAACGAAACAUUCAACAGAUGAAAGCCACUUUACACGACGUUGAUGAGUACAUAAUGGCACUUCAAAACAAGGAAGGAUCAUAA